UGGGGAAGAGAGUCCCCCAAAUAGGGCCACACAAAAUAAUGGGGGGUGAGAGGGAUCCUAGAUUGUCACCCCAGCUUGGUGCUGAUGACGCCACAAGGGAACAACCCAGGGCCUGUGACCCCUCUCGACACCCCCUCAGAGGACCCCGGCCCCGGGGACCCCGCCACCGUCACCCAUCCUUUGGGUCCCACGGGCCCCUCCGAAGCUCCGCCCCCUGCCUUGUCACCCGUCGCAACAGUGACAGCGUUGGCGUUUUGGUGGCGUUUCCCUCCGGGGCGGGGUUUCCUCGCCCAAGUCCCCCCAAAACGGUCCCCGCGCCCGCCCCGGCUCCAUUUGCCCCCGGAUCCCGCGGGGAUGCGGCCCCAGAGAGGUCCCCCCCGCUCCGCUCCGCCCCAGACGGUGAAGCAGCUACUGAAGGAGCUACGGCAGCAGAAGAGCAGGGAAGGCGCUCCCUGGCCCGUUGUCCCCGCAGUGACGCCCGGCCUCUGUGCUGCCCCACAUGUGUCCCAUGGCAGCCCGGGGGGGGCCCAUGGCGGAAGGGUCUCCGGUCCCAGGGGGUUUCAGGCUGCUGCCAUCCCUGGCCCUGCCUGGCCCCAUCCCGCAGUGCCGUGGGGAGAAUUUGGGGCCUCCCUGCUGGGAAGGGAGAUCCAAGACCCGUAUCCUGAACCCCAGGACCUGGCGGCCGCCCGCGCUGCACUGGGGGGCCGAGACCCCCGGGAGCUGCUGCAGCAGGACGAGGAGGGGGACACGCUGCUGCACGUGCUCUGUGCCGGGAGGCAGUGGGCGCUCGCCCGGGCUGCGGCCGAGGCUCUGCGGGACCUGGGGGGACUUGAGCUGCGGGAGCACCUGGGCAAGACUCCACUGCUGGUGGCAGCAGCUGCUGCAGCCCCGGAGAUUGUGCGGGACCUGCUUGUCCUGGGGGCCAAUCCCGAUGCUGCUGACCACGGGGGCCGCACGGCCCUGCACCUGGCUGCAGCCUAUGGGCACCCUGAAAUCCUCCAGGCCAUGAUGUCCUCGGGGGUUCCUGUCACUGUGGAGGCCAGAAAUUUUGAGGGCCAGACCCCUCUGCACUGCGCUGUCCUGGCCCACAACGCCUCGCUGCAGGGAGGGCACAGCCCCGUGGGGGGCUCUGGAGGGGGGUCCCCCACUCCCCAGGACCGAUUCCGCUGUGUUGAGCUGCUACUGCAGAUGGGGGCAGACAGCAGCAGCCAGGACACCAAAAGCAGCCUGACAGCUCUGCACCUUGCUGUGAGGGGAGGCAACCUUGCCCUGGCCCACCUCCUGCUGCGCCAGCCUGGCAUGGCCCCCCGCCUCGUCAACAUGAAGGCCCACGGGAACACCCCCCUGCACAUGGCAGCAGCACUACCCGGGACCCCCAGCCAGGAGCCGCUUGUGAGGCUGCUCCUGGCCUGGGGUGCCGACCCCAGUGCCCGCAACCUGGAGCACGACCUGCCCCAGAGCCUGCUGCCCCCUGGGGCCCCCGGAGACCAGACUCUGCAGCCACUGGGGAGCCUCAUUUCACUGGAGAACCCUUGCCAGCAAUUGGGAAAAUCCUACACAGUGCACCCACCCGUAGGUGAGCUCUCCAGAUUCACCCCAAAACUGAGUCCAGCUUUUGUAGGAACCAACCAACAAGUCAAAGUGACCUGGUUAUAUUUUUAUAUUUUUAUAUUUUUGGCACAGAAACACCUGGGUCUGAUGGCACACUUCCUGACCAGCAGGCGCCAAGGCUUGGCCAGAGCCCAGGCCUUGGCUGCGAAGGUUUCCCCUAAAAUAUCUUAUAAAGAAGCCUCUGUUCAUGUCAGUUGGGAAAAUUUCUUAAAAUGAUACAUUUCUAGCAGAUAACUACACAAGGUCAGUGAAAGUUUCUGAAGCAGUGGGUUUGGUGUGAAACAGCUGGCUUAAGCAUCUUGUCAUCUAUUUUUAGCUAAAUAAUGGGGUGUGAACUGGGACAUUAAAGGGAGGCAGUGUGGUAAACGGGGCUCAAUGGGUCAAUUAUUUAACUAUUAUUUUAGCUAAAUAAUACUGAUUGUGUUAGUCACAUAAUGCCCAGGGUUCAUCUUGUAAGCCAGCUCUGGCUGAGUCCUGCUGCUCAGGCCUGAGAGCAUCAGAAUGGCAACAUUUACAGACUACAAGAACAUGUUGCAGAAACCAGAGAUGAAGAAACAAAGACAAUUCAGCAUCUGCACUGAAACUCUCCCUAUGACAAAAUGAGAUGCUACAAACAGCUGAGGAAGAAAGUGCAUGACAGCACCGUGUUUCUACAGGAGCAGUCUGCCAGACUGCUUCUAUCCUGACACAUUUUUCUGUGCAAGAAAAGACAGACAUUCCAGACUCUGAAAUUGUGUGAUACAGUGGAGAACAAAAGUUCAUUGCAACCAUGGUUAUGUGCACAAGCUGCAAGGAAAUGUAGCUGCCACUUGAUUCUGGGGUAAAUUCAAGUUUGCAGAUGGAAGGGAAGGUCAGUGAAAUCUUUCUGUUCUGGUACAGUUUCUCAGAGAGAGUGAAGGACAUUUUCAACUUUGUAUCUCUACUGCUGGACACCCUGAUGCCUCAGGAUUUUAGCUUUUGUAUUUUUCCAUAUAUUUGUAAUCCUCCAUUUCUUUAGUGUAUAACUCCAUACUCCACACACAGCGAGAGCUGCUGCUUCCCCAGUUUGGGCAGACACAACAAUUCCCCUCCAGGCCUGGCAAUCAAGGACACCUCACUGCCUCAGGCCCCAGAGAUGGAAACAAAAGUGAGUUGGGGGCAGCAAACUCGGGGUCAAUGACUUCAUUAGCUGGAGCUGUAAUGGGAAGAUGAACCCCCAAUAUGCCAAUGGCCCAAACUUAUAAAAGUGUGAAAACCUGUGACCCAUUGUCCAUUCUGGGUGUAGCCCCUGGGGGGCUUUGUCUGCCCUGAAUGUACCCGAAGGCUCUUCAAUAAAUAGAACUGUUUUUAUUAUCUUAAUUUUCUCUGGCCUCUGUUUUUAGGGAACCCUAGUGAUGCCUUGGAGUGGCUCCCUAGAACAGAGGCUAGUUAAGAGAAUAAAGUGGGGAUUUAUUAAAGGCCUUCAAUACACCUUGAGCAGUGCAAAAGCCUUCCAGAGGCUACACCCAAGAUGGACAGUGGUCGUGAGUUUUUCAGACAGAUAAGAGUUUGGUCUAUUUGCACAUCAGGGGUUAAUUGUCCAAUUACAGCUUCAGAUAAUGAAGUCAGAUACCCUCAGUUUGCUCCCCCCGCCCGAUUCACUUUGUUUUAUAUUUUUGGGACCUGAGGCAGAGGGUGUCCUUGGUUCUCAAGCCUGGAGGGAUUGUUUUGUCUGACCAACAUGUGAAGAGAGCUUGCUAACACUCUAUAUGGAGUCCAGUGUUACACACUGAUGCAGUACAGGAUCUGAGAAAUAGAAAAAGACAAAAACUUAAACCAAAAGCCCCCCCCAAGGGACAGUGGCAUCUCUUCGGAGCGCACAGCGCCACCGCGUUCCCCCGCUGCCGCGCUCACCGCUCCAGCUGGUGGCGCUGCGGGCCCGGCCGAGGGCCCUGACAGCAAAAGGGUGAAAAUCCGAGAAAAUUCGGAGAGCUGGGAACAAAGUUAGGCCCUGGGAAAAUGUUAAAGAUAGGCCCUGGAAAAGUUAGGCCUUGUGUUUGCUAGACCGUGUGAAAAUACACCUGCGUAACUAGUAUAUGAUAAAUGAUAUGAUUGUUAGAUGUGAUGAUCAUUUAGUAAUUAGAUGUAAUUAUUGUUUAAUAAGAAGAAUCACGAGAAAAGAAACUGUGAGUGGGAUCAUGAGAAACCCACGCUCGGAUGAAAUCAAUAUAUACAACAGAACAAUGCAAGUUUAAUAAUCAAUAUGUAAGAUAUAACAAUAGAAUAUAAAACAUGUUCAUCCCAAACCCAUGUCGGGUCAGAUUUGGGUCUGCACCCCUGACACCCAGAGCUCUUCAAUAAAAGCACCUGCAUGCAAUCAUUCUGUGAUUGUGUGUUCCUGAACCCCCCCAGGGCGGGACCGUCAGGUCACGGAGCCCAAACGGAGCCCACGGCGGGACACGCAGCGCUGGGCAAGCCAGGCAAUGCCACAAGGGAGAUGGGGACAGCUGGUACCUCUGCAACCUGGGUCAAAGCUACAGGAUGCUUGUAUAGCUCGAGUUAUACCAAUAGAACCUGGAUCAUAACUUUCUAUGCAAUGUAAUAGCUAGUACAUGGUUAACUAGUUGCUUAACGCUUAAAUAAAUAGAAACUAGACAAGUGAAUGAUCUCAAAAAUAGACAAGUAUAACUACAUUGGGAAGCGGCAGGAUGUACUAACGAGAAAUUGGCAAAUGUAAAGCCAAUUAGCCACAAAAUGGAGAAUCUAAACUGCUUACAUCCAGCAGGACCAAGGAACACCAUAACGGCACAUGCUCUGAAGACAAAGCUGAGAAGUUCAGAUGCGAGGAAGACCCUGAGCCUUCAUCAAAGAAGACCCACAAGACCACCUAAAUUGGGGAAGCACAAGCGCAGUACAGAACUGUCGCCUUGCCUAGAACUUCACUGACUUGUCAGGCCAUGCCUACACCUUCUUUCCAUGUCUUGCCAAACGCUUCCUUGCCGUUCCUUGCCUACCCCUCCCUUGAAUUGUCCUGACUUUGUUUACCCCUCUCUUGCCUUGCCUUCCCUUCCUUGUAGAGGAAUGACCCUGGCUGGAUGCCAGGCUCCCACCAAAGCCUGUCUGUCACUCCCCUAAAUGAAUGUAAAGUGGGGAGAAAAUAUGUAUUUCAUUAAUUGAGAUAAGGACAGAGAGAGAUCUGCUCCGACCCAUGGGCCCAGCAUUUCAUGUCCCCAGACACAAAUUCUUGGUAAAAGCUAUUUACCAU
This is a messenger RNA of Motacilla alba alba, 4834 nucleotides long. Its product is annotated as NF-kappa-B inhibitor delta-like. The coding region runs from base 85 to 1827 and encodes 580 amino acids. The transcript has 11 exons. Gene Ontology annotation, biological process: regulation of gene expression. Gene Ontology annotation, molecular function: protein binding. The record is from RefSeq and is a predicted model, not a curated record. Gene Ontology annotation, cellular component: nucleus. Lineage: Eukaryota; Metazoa; Chordata; Aves; Passeriformes; Motacillidae.